Messenger RNA from Aspergillus pseudonomiae, 635 nucleotides. RefSeq names its product mitochondrial 54S ribosomal protein mL43. Bases 51 to 464 code for a protein of 137 amino acids. Lineage: Eukaryota; Fungi; Ascomycota; Eurotiomycetes; Eurotiales; Aspergillaceae. Gene Ontology annotation, cellular component: mitochondrial large ribosomal subunit. The record is from RefSeq and is a predicted model, not a curated record. The transcript is spliced from 3 exons. Gene Ontology annotation, biological process: mitochondrial translation. Gene Ontology annotation, molecular function: structural constituent of ribosome.
CGUGGACCGGUUCUCGACUUGCUGUAUCAAUCAAAUACAGAAUUGCAGAAAUGCCUGUACAAGGAAUUAGAGCAGUUACCACUGCCAGGAACGGCGUGGGUGCCUUUAUUCUGCAAUGCAAGCGUUUGGACUUUCACUACUGCGACUGGGCUGGCAGUUCCCGCGGAAUGGUAGCUUUCUUGAAGAACACUCUUCCCUCCUUCGCCAAAGCCAACCCUCAGAUUGAAAUCCGCGUAUCGCCACGACCACACAAGCACCCCGUAAUCAAGGGCCACUAUAUCAACGGGCGUGAGAAGGCCGUCUGUGUUCGCAAUCUCGAGCCCGAACAGAUCUUUCAGAAGGCGAACCUGCUGAAGGAGGCCAGCGGCGAGAAAUUGAAGCGUACCAAGAAGCCCGUCACAAGUAUCAACGAGAGUGUCAGAGGCAUCUGGUCCCCGUAUCACGGAGACGUCAAGACUGUCUAAAGCGGUGUUUUUGGGUUUACUGCGACGGUGUUAUGUUCUGGAUUGCGACGCUUCCAGCUUGUCAUAUUCAUACAAUGUAUUAUGGGCCUAUUUGUUUUAUUCGGGGAAACCAAUGCUUUUAUGUUCGAAGAGUAUGUAGCAUAUGUAUGUACAAAAUGCAUUGAUCUUAAA